Messenger RNA from Mytilus californianus (California mussel), 6460 nucleotides. RefSeq names its product protein TANC2-like. Gene Ontology annotation, molecular function: protein binding. NCBI's taxonomy places the organism in Eukaryota, Metazoa, Mollusca, Bivalvia, Mytilida, Mytilidae. The coding region runs from base 6 to 2501 and encodes 831 amino acids. The transcript has 2 exons. The record is from RefSeq and is a predicted model, not a curated record.
ACAAUAUGGCCGACAUUCAACAAUUUGAUAAUUUCAUGUCUGUAGCGUUUGGAUUGAAAAUAACAGUUGAAGGGUUACAAGAUUUUGUAACUGACUCUUUGAAAAUAACACAUAGAGACAUUUAUAAGAAAUGUUCACCAGGAAACUGUAAGUUGGACUGCAGUCGGAAGUUUGGACAUGCGUUUGGAAAAUGGUGUACUGUGUGUAUUGACUGGAAAAAUGACCUUCAUAAACUGAACCGUUUCAAGAAAUAUUGGGAUCGAAUUAACUGGAAAGAUAUCGAUACAAUUGACUUUCCACAUUCAUUUGAAGAGAUGGCAAAAGUGUUUGUUCAGGAUUUCCAAUCUGUCAGACAGGGAAUUCUUCAAGAUUUAGGAGCCUUAAUGUCAUUGUUCAAGAAUUUGAAAAAAUACAAUGGUAUGAUUUCUGAUCAAACCAUUGCUAAUGUUCAAAGAACACGAAAUCAAAAUUUUGCUCACAAUUAUACUGUUUUCUUACAUGAUGUGGAAAAGAUUCACAGUUUCGAUAGCCUUAUUACUCUCCUUAGAAUGCCCGAUAUAAGUACUACUGAAAGUUCAAAAAAGGCCAUUGCUGAUUUAGAAGAUUUAAAACUGAAUCUGAGAAUACCAAAAGAAAUACUUCAGCAACCUUCAGCUGAAUUAGUAGUUACAUCAGUUCAGCUACUAACGGAAUCAUCACCCAAUGAAAUUGUUAGAGUAUUUUUUCAACAGAGAUUUGGAAAUAUGAUGACAUUAAGGCAUGAUGGUACUAAAAACAACAAUAUAAUUAAAAAACGAAACAACAGUAAAAGCUGCAGUUUGCUGAAUCUUCCACUGGUGAUAUUUAUUUUACUACUUCCUGGUAUUGUAAAAUUGAUCGCCACUGUGCUUAAUGGACAGUUUUCAAGCUUUGAUGAAGAACAUUUAAAUGAAGAAUGCUUAAGUAUGCGGUUUGACGAAAAUUGGAAAAGUGAUUUGGAUUUCGAUUUAUAUGUUGAAGAGCUGAAAAGCCAAAGUAUUGUCGGUAGGCAGUGGCUACUGCCAAUAUUAGAGUCAAAAUUAGACCAGCCAAACAGAGAAAUUCUUCUGACAGCUGACAUGGGUUUUGGGAAAUCUUCGAUUAUAUCUUAUAUUGUUUGUGCACAACAAAACAGUGUUUGGCAUCAGCUGAAGAAACAGGUAUUAGCUUACCAUAUGUGCAGGUAUGAUGUAAUAAGUUCAUCAAAGCCUGAUAUAUUCAUUAAAAAUUUAGUCGGCAGAAUAGUAAAACAAAUACCAGAACUUGGGAACUCCAUUUUGUCAGAUGACCGAGCAUUAGAUUUUCUUUAUGGUGUAAGAUGCAGAGAAGACCCCGUCGGCUGUCUUGAAUUUUCCCUGCUUAACCCACUGAAGAACAUCUGGAAAGAAAGAACUUAUAUCAUUAUCAUUGACGCAAUUGACGAAUGUAAAAUAGCAGAAGGCCAUAGUUUACAGGACUUAUUGUACAAAAGAAUGUCAUUUUUUCCCGACAACGUGAAAUUUUUUAUAACGAGCCGAAACAUUGAGCAAAUAACACACAAAUUCAAACUGCUUGAUACCGUCAGUCUUGAUAACUAUACACAGGAAAACCUAAUAGAUGUUCGUUCAUUUAUUGAUAAGACGAAAAAACUUAGCGAUAAAGACAUAACAACGUUGACAAAAGUUUCAGGUGGAAACUUUCUUCAUGUAAAACUAUUUUUGCAUUUCUGCUUACAAAAAGGUUCCUGUAAUUAUAAUUACAUUCCAGACACUUUGGAGAGAAUAAAUGUUCUAAAUUUUGAAAGAGUAUUUUCGGAAAAGGGAUUGUUUGAGGAAUUUUUUGAUAUGUUUGCAGUUUUAUGCUCUUUACAACACCCCAUUGAUGAAAAUCAAUUGCUAGACGUAUCUGGUAUCAAAACAAACGCGAAAAUGCAAGCUCGUCAAAUAUUUGGAAACGAACUCGGACAUUUUUUGAAGAUUUCUGAUGGUAGGCUCUCGUUUCAGCACAAAUCGUUGGUCGACUUUCUUACAAAUUUUUCCAGGCAACAUUUGAAUUUUUAUAUUGAUGUUAAGAGAGGCCAUAAACUAUUUGCAAAAUAUUUGUUACAGUCCUUAAAUCUUACAAAAAGCAACAGUUUAUUAGAGGUAGAUCAUCAUGUAGCUUUGUCUAAAGACUUAGAUUUUGAAGAUGGGCUAAUGACUCAUGCAAGAUCCUUAAAUCAAGGAAAACAUAUAAUUAGCUCGGAACUUUUACGUAACGUGGUAAGACAGUAUGAUUCGUAUGAAACGGUGCAACUAACGAUAAAAUUGAUCAGACUUGACGCAUCUAAUGUUAAUGAAGCGGAACUGUCUCUUUCGGCUUUUAUUGCAGUUGCAAAUGAACACGAAGAAUCCUUCAGAGCGUGCUUAGAAAAUGGCGCAAACAUCAGCUACAUUCAUGAUCCGAUGUUUUGGUUGGUAAAUGGUGACUAUUCAUUUAUUUGCAAAUACCUGUAUUGUUGUUGAUAUAGUCUUUUACAUUUAUCAGCUCAAAAAGGAUAUAUAAGAAAACAGAUUUCAUUAUUAUACCUAAACAACUCUUUGGGUCAAAAUGCUUUUCAGUUGGCUGCUGAACAUGGCCAUACAUCUAUAAUGAAAUUGUUUCUUAAAUAUAACAGCUCCUUUGCGGAUUUUUAUUCACUCUACCAAUCAGCACUUCAAGGAGAGUAUGCUGCUGUGGAAAUGAUUUUAGGUUAUAUUGACGAUAUGUGCCAGCCAUGUGUUCCUGAGAUAUACACAGAGUUGUUAGAAUAUAAUCUAACAUCAGAAACGGGUCAAAUCAAGUUUCAUGGGCUACAUCAAUAUGAGAAAUGGUUUGUAAAUUUAGAUAAUGUGUUUAACUGUGAAUCUGCUUUAAAUGCAGCGGUUAGAAAUGGAUACGUUGAUAUUAUGAAACUUUUGAUAUCAAAAAGCAUUUAUACAGUGAAUUGUCCUUCUUUUGAUGGGUCUAUCCCGUUAAUGACAGCAGUAAAGUACAACCAAACGGAACUUUUUAAAAUAUUGUUUGUAGUAGGGACAAAUAAAUUACAUAGAUGCCGCAACAUGAAAGAUGUAGAUUUGUUCUACUUGAUUAAAAAGAACAAUUUUCAUUUAAGAAUUAAAAAUUUUAAACAGUUUUGUCCAACAUUUGGCGGUGUUGAACAUUUACUGGCUUUAUACGAUAAUUUGGAUAUUAUACAAUUUGCACGUGAGAAAGGAAAUUAUUCUUGGUAUUCAAGAGACAUUGACGGUGUGACGCCAAUCCACUACGCUUUCUGUCACAAUAGCAUUAAAUUCUUGAAAUAUAUUGUACUGGGAAAGAGAUUGUCGUAUCUACGUGCAAAUUUAAGAUCAAAUAAUGGCUCUUCGCCAUUUCAUUCUGCUGCUAUAUGUAAAUCUACUGCACUAUUUUACUUCUUUAAUCCUAACAAAAACAAUAAGUAUAACAUCAUUCCUGAUGUUAUGGAUAACGAAAACCGUUCCAUUCUUCAUUAUGCCUUUUUACAACCAUUGAAUAGUGAGGACUUAGUGAAAAUAGAUUAUCUAGGUCAUGAUGCUUUUACAUCAUCGAUGUAACAUGUUGUUGAAGUUUCAAAUCAUAACAUACUACACAGGGAUAUUUAUGGCAGAAACUUUUUACAUUAUGCAAGCUCAAGUGGAAAUUAUUUUGCGUUUGUACUUGCUAAAAGUUCGAAAGUCAUUGGAAUCUUGUUUGAUGAGCUGAUACAACAAAAGGAUAUAUAUGGAAGAACUUCUUUCGAAAGUGCAUUUGAAGCCAUACCAGAGCAUGAUUUUUUGAACCGUUUAAAAUGCCUAAUAAUUGCAGUUUGAAUGAUUUGUUUUCAUCUUCUUGUAAGGCAAACCUCUCUGUCCUCCUUUCACCACACGAGUACGUUAUAUUAUAUUUGUCAAGGGAUUUUCAUUCUAAAAAAGACUUUUCACAUGUCAAUGUAACAGAUCUAUUAAUCACGUCUAUUAAAAAGUCGAGGAUUUAUCCUAUACUUACUCUAAAGGCAUAUGCAAGUGACGAAUUCCAUACCGCGGUGUCAAAUCCUGUUCUUUCAAGUAUGAUUUUAGAAUCACCUACACCGUUUCUUGCUGAGCAUAUGUUGGAUAUUUACAGUUCCUUAUAUUGCAACGGAAGUGAGAGUCCUUUGCACAAGUAGUACAGAAUGAAAGAAAUAGACAAUGGACGUUUUCUUCAUAUUCUUUCCUUGACCGUUUAUUUGUAAGGUUUUCUAGUAUCUAUUUGGAUAACUGUUACGACAAAGACGGGUACAAUUUACUUCACAGAUCUGUCAUCGGCGGACACCCAAAAGUGGUCAAGUAUUUACUAGUAAACGGAAUGAAUGUAUUACAGAAAUCAAAAACUAAUCAAAGCGCUUUAACUCUUUCUGUCCUGUUGGCGCCUUAUACCAGAAACGGAUCCAUUCCAUCGUACUAUACAAACCAUUCUAAAUUUCAUUCUUAUAAGUUAGUUAACAAAACAGAAACCGCAGACAUUCUAUUUGAUCAUAACGGAAAUGUAAACUUUGACGAUAUAGCGUCGAUACUUCUAAUGCAUUUGGGAAAUUUACGGUUCAAUCGUACAAAACUUAAACUCGUCAUUUGUCCAUAUCACAUUGACGAUUUUGGAUUAAUGCAUAUUGCAUCGGCAAAAGGAAUGGCGUCCUUUAUGAAAUCAUCAAAGGAAUUGUUGGGUGGUGAUAUUUUGAAAUGUCGUGAUAUUUAUUGAGUUACACCAAUAUAUCUUGCUUAUAUGUAUCGUCAAACUAACAUUGUACAGUGGCUUGAAAACAUGAAUUGUGCCUUUCAUCGCCCUAAUACAGCAAGUGAGACUAUAUUAAUUUACAAUUUAAUUGAAAACUAUGAACUAUCUUUGCCAUAUAUAUGGCGAUGUUUCACAAAUUUUGGACAAGGCUUCAAAGAGUUGAGGAGAAAUCAGAUUUUAAAAUGCACAGGACAAGAUCUUCGUUUACACAGUACGUUUAAAAAUCCGAUUAAAAGAAUUGUAUACAAAAUUCUGCAGGAUAAAAUGUUAGCUAGUUUUAACGAAAAUGAUUGGCAAUGGUUAAAAUUUGAAAACUACCAUAUGUUCCUUUUACAACACCAUCGGAAGAAAAGGUCGCACAAUCAAGUUUAUUACUUAUACAGACUUCUUCUCUUAUUUGGUUUUGAUGACAGACGUUAUUUAUUUCAACUAUUAUAUUCGAUACGUACUUCUGCAAAAGGAACACGUUUCGAUCCUAUAUCGGAUUUGACAGUUAAAACCCUUUUCGAUUCAACAUUUAGCAAAAAGUACGAACAUUUUAGAAAAUUAAAGAUGGAAACGGAUUUACAUACGAACUGGUUAUCUUAUGAAAAACACGCUGAACAUAGAGAAGAUUUUCAAUACGUCUUGUACAAUAAUUAUGAAGUUGAACAUUUCAGUAAAAUUCUACAACAGUGGGAUGAAGUGAGUGAUGCUGAAAUAAAAUUAAUAGACAAUGCAAAUAGGAAUUUCAAUGUUUGCCGGAUUUCUUUAUCAAUUAAUUUAUUCUUUAACACUGCAAUUCAGAAAAUAUCCUACAUAAAAACAAACGAGCAAUUAAAUAGAGAAGCCAUGACAUUCAUACCAGAUUGCAAUUAUGUUUCAUCACUUAGCUUGAGAAUGCUAUAUCAUAACAUGGAUAAUACUUUUAAGUUCAUUGCAGACUUAAAAACACCCGAUAAAAACGAAUUUAAAUCAUUGGUAAUUGAACUUGAAUUGCGAAUUAAAAAAACUGUUAAGAUGAUAGAUUCGUUUCCAGAAACAGAAAACGCAAACAUACAGCCCUUUGAGUCAUUUUAUUGUUCGCCUGUAUUCCAUGGUUUUAUAGACAAUAUAAAUGAUUUAGAAAUGUAUAAUAUGAUAAAAUGCACGAAACUGUAUGCCAAUAACGAACAUUUGAAAAUCUUUAGAAAGUUUCUAAUUACAAUGCUACAAGCUGUAGAACGUGAAUUUGAAUAUGACUAUCAUAUAUAAGACAUAAAUUAUCAUUAUUCCCAUUAUGACGCGAUCCCUUUGUGUAGUAGUUUACAGUAAAUAUUGUUUUUAAAUGUUUUAUUAAACCUGCUUACGAUACUUAAGUUAAGACCAUCCGCUUGUGAUAUUAUGACCCAUUGCCUAUAAUAUCAUGGAAAUUCAUGUGACGGGGUAAAUGUAUGUUUCGGCUAUAUUUCUUUUCAAGACCAAAGUAGAAUAGACAGACGUACAUAAUAUAUUUUUUAUUAUUAUUAUACAUUAAAGAUUUUGCGCUUUGAUCAAACAGUUGCAAAAUAUUGUUUUGUACCAGAAUGUUUUUCUAUUGUGGAGCUUAAAUAUGUUGAUCUGUAAAUGUCUGUUGGUUUUUUUUCGUUUGGUUGCUAGCUGUCGAAGCCUUUUUGUAUUUUCAGCGGUUCUGAAUAAAGUUUGAUUUAAUAGAUUA